AUGUCAUCACCAGAACCUAUCCUCCACAUCAAACCAAACCUUCUCCAAGAGAGCGAAGCCUUUUCCUCCAAAUUAUAUUCGCAUCCAAACGAACUUUGGAAUAGUUUGGAAGUGAAUGAAUUAUUGGAAAGUGUUCCUUGUAUUGGAAAGAAGUAUCCGAGUGUUUUGGAUGAAAGUGUGGACGAGAGAAGAGCUGAAUUUCUUCAGGAUUUGAAAUCUUGUGCAGAGUUUAAAACAGCUGCCGAUAACAAGUUUAAAUUAGUUUCGAAUGAUGAAGUUUUAACAAGAAAUAAUCAUCUCGUGCAGAAAUAUGAUCAAAUGCUGGAACAAAACGGAUCCAUUACAAGAUUUCCAACACUAUACAGUCAUUUACAACAUUCUUCCACUACUGUAGAUCACUCAACAACAGUUGAUCAACUUGUGAAAAAGCUCAACAUUGAAGAACCAGUGAAGGAAGUUGCUAAGGAUUUGCAUUCAUCAAGUCCUAACAUGGUUUCUCUCAUCUACAAUUUAUCAACUGCAUUCUGUAGAGAACAAAUCUUGGAUUGUAUCAAGAGAAGUUCUGCAAAAUCAUUGGAUCAGGCAUCAUUUGUCAAUUUGAGUACUUGCUUGGGAGGAUCCUGCACUGCAAAAGUAUUGGAAUAUUUGAGUGAAAAAUCUCAUGGUGCACAAUUUAAUUGUUUUAUGGAUGAGGAUGAUGAUGAUGAAGAGAGAGAAUUAGUUGACCUUGGGGAUGAUGAUGAGGAUGAGGAUGAUAUUCAAGAGGAGUUUAAGCCUAUUAAUAAUUUAACAGUUCAAGAAUCUAUUAAACAAUUUGAACAUGAGGCAAUUACUAAAAUUGGAUAUGAAUUCAAUAAUUUAAAUUGGAAAAAUAAUUUCUACAAACGAUUUCUAACACUAAUUGCAUAUUUAAAAGAUAUUGAUUCUGCAAUUUGGGGUGUAACUGAAUCGUUAUUAAAACCAUUAGAUGAUUCAAAAGUAUUUAAAUUAAAUAAUUUAUUGAAAAAGUGGAAAUUAUCAAAAUUAUUAUCCAGUAAUAUAUUUGAAAUCAAUGAAAAGACAAUAUUAUUUUUUAAUGAUGAUGGAAUACCAUAUGUAUUAAGAUCCAUUCGUAAAAGAUUAAUUCUUGACAAUACUGAGAUUAUGAAAAAUAUUAAAUUUGGAUUUGACAAGGAAAGGAUCACUAAAGUCCUUCCACAACUUGACAAUCAACAAGACCAACAAGUGUUGUGUGAUGUAAUGUGUGGAUUAUUUCCAAGCUUAGUAGAACAAAAGAAGAAACUGCUAAUUAAAAGGCCACCAUCAGCAUAUAUUAUAUUUGUAAAGAGAGCAAGAGAAAAAAUUACACAAGAAAAUCCUACAAUGACUGUUAUGGAAAUUUCUAAAAAAAUGGCAUACAUUUGGAAAGAUAUGAAUGGUGAUGACAAGCAAUUUUAUGUAGAACAAGCAAUUCAAGAAAAAUUGAAAUAUCAAAAACAAAAAGAAGAAUUCGUAUAUUGUAUUAGUGGAUUAGAUGAAAAUGUUAAUUAA
Molecule: messenger RNA, 1530 nt
Organism: Naegleria gruberi
Lineage: Eukaryota; Heterolobosea; Eutetramitea; Acrasida; Naegleriidae
Exons: 3
Coding region: 1-1530 (509 amino acids)
Source: RefSeq, a predicted model, not a curated record